This is a messenger RNA of Hypomesus transpacificus, 2274 nucleotides long. RefSeq names its product transmembrane protein 138-like. Gene Ontology annotation, cellular component: cilium. Gene Ontology annotation, molecular function: DNA-binding transcription factor activity, RNA polymerase II-specific; RNA polymerase II cis-regulatory region sequence-specific DNA binding. The record is from RefSeq and is a predicted model, not a curated record. The transcript is spliced from 5 exons. Bases 945 to 1433 code for a protein of 162 amino acids. Gene Ontology annotation, biological process: regulation of transcription by RNA polymerase II. NCBI's taxonomy places the organism in Eukaryota, Metazoa, Chordata, Actinopteri, Osmeriformes, Osmeridae.
CACCCAUCAUUAGUGGCUGUGUUUUGCACUUCAGGGCCGCCAUACCAAAGCGCCGUUGUCGUGUAAACGAACGGCCAAACCGCAUUCAACGUUUUCCGUUAUUAGUUGAAAACGUUGUCGUGUAAACAUCCCUUUCGGUAGGCUAUAUUUAAUCGUAAUUAGCACUACAGUAGUUAUUAGUUUGUGAAAAUGUCUCAAAUAAACACACUGAAACUAUUUGUCAACGAACGAUUAGCUGCUGCAGCAGAAGAGAUAUUUGGAAUGAUGGAGAAAACUUUUAUCGAGCAUCACGUGGAAAUUUCCCGUUUAUCUAAGGAGCUCGACUAUCAACGCAGGAUACUGGAUAUUGCCCUCAAACCCCAGUUAAAGUUGCAUAGAACCGUGCUCAAUUGAUGUACAGCUGUGGAAUGGAUGUCUCUCCAUCAAAAAAGUAUGCAUCAAGUAAAAGCAAUGCAUAUUAAGUUUGAGAGCAUUCUCCCCUAUUGCUUUCCUGCCAAAACAGCCACCACCAUGACAUAAAGAGCUACGUAUUGCACCCUACCUCACACUUGUUAGGACGUUUUGGACUAGGACUGAGAUGCUGCAUAAUUUUACCAUGUUGACAGACAACAUCUCCAGAGAGCUGCUCCAACGACUCAACUUGGAAGACUUGACAGACGGAACAGGCAGCAGUGCUUUUCAGUCCAUGCGAGUGAUUCAGUUCACUUAAAAUGGAGCCCUGAGGCAGGAGUUUGCGUUGUAAACAUCCACAUACUGUACCAGCAAUUGGACAGGCACUGUACAGUGGACACAACAAUAUCAGGGGACUACUUUGCUAAAGCUCAGGACAGCCAGGGCACCAUCGUGUGCUCCUAUGUUUCUUUAUAAGGUGAGUGUGAGUGUGUGCAACCGUGGAUCCGUCGUGGAGCCACUCACCGCCCGGGCGAGCAGCAUUUGGCCCCGAGAUGCUACAGACCAACAACUACUCCCUAGUACUGCUGAUCCAGCUGAGCCUGCUCACCUUCGACCUGUUUGUCAACUCCUUUAGCGAGCUGCUGAGGGCAGCGCCUGUUGUCCAGCUCGUGCUCUUCAUUAUCCAGGACAUCUCCAUCCUUUUCAACCUAAUCAUCAUUCUAUUGAUGCUGUUCAACACCUACGUAUUCCAAGUCGGGCUUGUGUCUCUUCUUUUGGAGCGAUUCAGAGCUUUGCUGUUGCUGUCGGCCCUCUAUCUAACCUUCAGUAUCUCAUUACACUCCUGGAUCGUGAACCUUCGCUGGCUGAAUUCAAACCGCUAUGUGUGGACUGAUGGUCUCCAAGUGCUGUUUGUGUUCCAAAGAACAGCUUCUGUGUUGUACUAUUACUUCUACAAGCGCACUACAGAGUACCUGGGAGAUCCUCGCCUUUAUGAGGACUCGCCCUGGCUGCGAGAGGCCUUUGCCAGGGCCCGCCAGUGAAUGGACUGCAUGUGCAUUGAGAUGAAACUGACAUGAGUAUAGCCAAAUUGGACUUCUCCUUCACACUCAAGAGAUAUUCCCAUUUGCAUUGCCAGAAUGGAUACCACUAAGCUUAAACCCACACAGGCAAGAGAUGCCAGAUAGUAAGUGAGAGUUAAAGCAGUGUGAGUCACAAUGUGUGAAGUCAAAGCAAGCCUGUUCUCAACAAUGCAAUAUUGGCAUCCAUGUGAAUCUCCCAGCGGAACAUGGAAUUCAAAAGGAAGAAAUGGAUCAUGAUACCAAUACAUUUAGUCAUUUUACAUUUAGGAAGUUGUCUGUGAUGCUAACAUUUUGAAACUAUUGUUGUUACCAGCACUACACUCUUCUGUUUGAAAAUGUGAUAAAUACAUUCACUUAUGUUAAAAGUUAUGGUAAGUGUUAAAGGCAUUCUGUGUAGUUGUUGUUCCCACCAAUUUUAUUAUGCAGUACAUACUCUAUAUGAAUUUUACCAAAUUUGCCAACAUGCUCUAUUUAUUUCAGGAUGCCUGCACUUUAAAAAGUGAACCCUCCCCCUUAGCUACCAGAAACAAACAAAAGUACAACUCAGACAAUGUUUCACAUCCCUCUAACCUGUUUUAAUGCAAAGCACAGUUACACGGACAAAACUGUUCUUAAAUUCAGUUAUUGUGAGCUUUCUGAUGCUCAAAACAAGCACAACACUGACACGAAGAACAAAAACUAAAAUGUUCUACUAAUCAAAAAAUGUAUAAUGACAAGUGUGAAAAGUGUUUGCCAGAUUGCCUUGUCUGUGUGGUGGUGUCUGGAAGGCCUUUGUGUUUAUAAGGGCAACAUUUAUGUUUAU